AAACAAAGAGAGUUUUUAAAGUCACAAGAGGCUAGACUAAAGCGCAUGGUUGUGGUGGUUGCGCUGUGAAACAACAUCGGCAUGGGCAUGCUACAAGGGCCUGAAGUCAGGGGUGGUUGUACAUCUACAGUAGCUAGAGUUCUACAACGUUGCUGACUUCGUCAAUGCCAUGAGUGGCGGAGCAUCAUCAGGCUCCCAACAAGCUGGCAAGUACUGCAUUACGGCUCGUACAUCAACCAGAGUACCGGAAUAAAGUUUCCUUGACGCACACUAAAACCAUGAGGCACAUGAAUUGUAAAUGCUUACUACACCUGAUAUCCUGCCUUUAAUGCUAUAUAUCAAGCUUAAUACUCUUUCUAUACCUAUACAACCAUCAUCUGGAAACAUUACAUAUGGGGUCUAGAUGGAAGAGUUAGGGAGUAAUGGUUGGAAAGAGCCGGUAAAUUUUACAUUAAUUUUACAUUUGAAACCACAACAAGAAAAGCGCCGACAAUGGCGAAACGAAUCUGUCGAACGACGCUCCGACGCCAUGGCGAAACGUACAGUCGUUUGAUCGACACCAGAGGUCAGCUACGGCUAAAGAGGCCGUCGCACCAUGGUCACUUUACAUUUCGACCGAGCCAGUGUGUGUCAAGCCUAUUUAAUUCUGCCAGUACCGGACCCUGAGCGUACAAUUUGUUGAAGAUGCCUGCGCGCGGGAACACCAAGGUCAUCAUCGAAGAUCACAUCGCUCCUUCCGUUCAUCCGAGUUGCCCUCAACCGACAGAAGACACAGCCAUUAGAUCCCAAAGCUUUCACAUAAGUUGCACAUAAGUUACUUUUCACAACACGAAAAUCAAGUAUGCAUACAGCCGACGAGAAAGUGGGCAUCAGUAUGACGGCAACUUACAGAGACAAAAUUGAUGCUCUUUACGAUGAGCUUCACGCCCAUGUUCUGAGAGAAAAGAGCAAGGAGCGAAACCUUGCCAGCGUCAGGCAGCAUUACGUUCAUGUGGAAGAGCGGCUCAGUCAUGGCAUGACACUGGUCAAAAGAUCCGUUGAACAAUCUCCUCGAGUCACUCUGUUUCUGGUACUGUCCUUGACGUUCUUGAUUCAAUGGACAUGGUCGCCUUUCGCACAGCGGGAUCGGCAUAUGAUUCGCCACGCAAUGAUAAAAGGGGAUUACAGUCGACUCGACGUUUCCUACAACUUUCGUAUCGAUGAAAUGGAGCCACAGCACUGGUGCUUGUUUGGGACUGACCAGCAAUGUCCCUGUGAAGAUCCCACUCACGGAGAGGACCGAGCCGAGUACAAAGCCUGGACCGGACCGCAUCACCGAAACGUCAACAAGCUAAAAGAGGCCACGGAACGCAAAGAGGAAGUCGAUGUUGUCUUUAUAGGAGAUGAAACUGUGCAAAGCUGGGAGGGAAUGUGGUUCAAUCACCGCUGCCCGCAAUCACAGGAAAUUGUGGGGCAUUGGAACAGAACCUUUGGUGCUGUCAAUUCACCGGACAGCAUCAAAGGAAUGCAUCUGGGAAUCAGUGGAGAUCGGAUCACACAUGUGCUUUGGAGACUGCAACAUGGUGAAAUGCCCACGGAAGCUCUGAAUGCCAAGGUGAUUUGGUUGAUUCUUGGAAGCCGAGAUUUGGCAGUCAGAUUGUGCUCCGAAGAAGUUGUGACGUUGGGGAUCCUUCGCAUUGCCGAAGAGAUUAAACACUUCAAUCCACAGGCAACAGUGGUUGUCCAAUCCAUUCUUCCACGGACCCUUCACGAUGAUGGAUCUCUGGAGUCACCCCAUGCCCGGCCACUCAAACACGACAACUUGGUGAGCGACUCUGAUCAUACUAGGAAAGGCAACAAGAAAGGGCAGUCAGUCAAGAUCAAUACGGAAUACGGGGAACUUGACGAGGGUCUCGAAGCCUUGGAAGAAGACGAAGAACGACAAAUGCAUCAGGCAGAACCCAAGUACGACUACUACCUGUGGCCGUCAAUCCAGAAUAUCAAUCGCGAGGUGGAAGACUUCUGCAAUUCUCAUGAUGGAUAUGAGUUCUUUGAUGCUGCUCCUCUCUUUUUGACCAGUCGAGGAAACGAUCGGAACCACAUGUUCAUCCAGCGAGAGCUUUUGCGACAGUACGCUCAACUUUCCCACGAAGGUCAUGGCGUCUUGUUGGAUGCCAUUCAGAGACGAAUGGAACAAAUCCUCAAGCGCAUGGAGAGCUAAGCUGCACGAGCGCGCACGACGAUGGAGCCAAUCAAAGAUUGACAAAGAGUUGAAGUCAUGUAUGGUAGUUUUCCUAUUUGGUUAUUUGUAUAGUUAGUAUGCCAUACUCUAGCUAGAAUCACAUUGCUGUUGA
Messenger RNA from Seminavis robusta, 2333 nucleotides. The record is from the annotation of a GenBank genome assembly. Lineage: Eukaryota; Bacillariophyta; Bacillariophyceae; Naviculales; Naviculaceae.